Molecule: messenger RNA, 984 nt
Organism: Caenorhabditis elegans
Lineage: Eukaryota; Metazoa; Nematoda; Chromadorea; Rhabditida; Rhabditidae
Gene: srh-266
Product: Serpentine Receptor, class H
Exons: 4
Coding region: 1-984 (327 amino acids)
Source: RefSeq, marked reviewed
AUGGAUACCCCCGAGUUUCUAUCAACAACCCUCCAUAUUAUAACAGUAGUGGCUAUACCAUUCCACGUUCUUGGAACCUAUUGCAUCUUUUUUCAAACCCCAAAAACUAUGGGCUCCGUGAAAUAUGUUAUGAUGAAUUUUCAUGCAUGGUGUAUCUUAUGCGAUUGGAUGCUCGCCGUGAUGACAAUUCCGUAUCUCUUGUUUCCAGCAAUGGUUGGCUUCCCGCUAGGAAUUCUAAAAUAUUUUGACGUACCGAUAGACAUUCAAGUGUAUUUGGUCGCCGUAGGCAUUACAGCAGUUUAUUCAUCUAUUGUGUUAAUAUUCGAAAAUCGUUACUAUAUGAUGUUCGCACAAAAAACCAGAUGGAAAUACUUUCGAGUUUUGUUAUCUACUUUCAACUAUACCCUGUCCGUUGUAUUUUUCAUUCCGGCUCUUCUCACUGUCCCCGAGCAGAAUAUGGCAAUGAACUAUGUUUUACAAAAUUAUCUCUACCUGCCGCCUGACCUAGUAAAACGAUCAUUCAUAUUUGCCAUCGAGUUCAAAUGGGUCGUGUUUCCUGUCGCUACUGUCGUCCUCAUUUAUGCAGCCGAGUUAAAUGUUGUGGUAGCUUUACUAUCGCGUAAUAUGAAAAACACAAUGAAAAUGGCAACGUACUCCAAACAAACGGCGAUGAUGCAGAAAAAGUUCAUACAGGCAAUGUAUAUACAGGCAGCCGUAUUUUUUCUCAAUUUACAAUUGCCAAUUUUGUAUACAGUACUUUCCCAGUUCACCGACUUUUACAGCCAGACCGCAAAUAACCUGGUAUUUAUAAUUGUCUCGCUACAUGGAAUUGACUCAACUAUCAUCAUGCUAUGGGCUCACAAACCGUAUCGCGAGUUUUGUAUGCGAGCUCUUGCAAAACUUAAACUGCCGGUCAGGGUGCGUGUGCUGCCAACAAGACCAACUACAAUAUCCGUGAUGCCUAGUAGUAACAUUGCUUCUUAA